Molecule: messenger RNA, 1066 nt
Organism: Darwinula stevensoni
Lineage: Eukaryota; Metazoa; Arthropoda; Ostracoda; Podocopida; Darwinulidae
Source: the annotation of a GenBank genome assembly
CGGGAGAUCUUUCCUCGUUUUAUUUUCGUAUUUUAUCGGAAAAAAAAACACCUGCGAACUUUCCGCUUGCUCCACCGAAUAUAUAAGAAGAAUCGAGAGGUGACUCGAAUAGUGACGGAAAGAUGGGAGCUCUAGCGGGCGUUACCUGGCUGUUUCUUUUUGCUUUCUUGCGUUGGCCGCGCGUGGAAGGCGAGUGCAACUCCACAUUGAAUGGAUCUGGAUACAUCUACUCCCCCAAUUACCCCGACAACUACAACAACGAUGAUUACUGCUGGUACCGAAUUGAAGUUCCAGAAGAAGGUUACACUUCCAUCGACUUUCGGGAUUUCGAUCUCGAGUGGAGUACGACUUGCCAAUUUGACAGUCUUGCUAUAGCGAAAUAUUCAAACAGGCAAACGGAGGUCAGAUGUGGAAGAUUUGACUAUUUAUAUGAAGGCAGCGAAACAUCUUUCUAUGAAAUCAAUUUUAAGACAGACGGAUCCGUCACCUCCAAAGGGUUCUUCGCCGAGGUCUUGACCAUGAUGCCGCUGAAAUGCGACAAAGGCUGGACGGAGUUCCAGCUCGGAUGCUACCGGUUCGUGGACGAGAGGAAAACCGCACUGGAAGCGCAAUCGGCAUGCGAGGACGUCGGGGCCGACCUUGCCAGCAUCCACGGCGACAAGGAGUUCCAGUUCAUUUGGGAACAUGCUUCGUCGUCGCCUCUGUGGAUCGGGCUCCGUGCACAGGACUCACGACGGAAAUGGAUCGACGGAACCUCCUACGACUACAAGAUCUCCAACCUCGACUUCAGUCCUGACGACGGAUUCGCUUACAUCUGGACAGAUGAGUGGGUGAAGGAGAACUGCGCGAGCACUAAACAAGGUCCUCCUCGCGAGAGGAAAGACUGCGUCUACGCUUCCCUCCAUUCCAAGGGAGGCCUUCCCGACGAGGUACGAUUUCCGUUCGUGUGCAAGAAAGACCGUCCGACAACUAUCUUUAAAGGGGAUUGAGAUAGAGGGUGGUUUGGCAAUCACAGAAGUGUCUGAGUCAUCUUUAAAAGCUUCAAUAAAGAUGAUAAGGAAAGAAA